AAUGAAUCGCGGAACGACGGAGAAUCAUCACACGUUCAAUCUGUUCCGUGUGGCGAUUGGGAGAGAAGCUAAGCGGUUAAUUUAGGUUGUUUAAAUAAUGUAUUUCUUGUUGGGGUCUGAUCCGCGCACUGUUACGGAGCAUUUGUCUUUUGUGCGAGAUAAAAAAAAGAAAUAACAUAAUGACAUGUCAAGUGACAACGAUAGCGGAGACGAUUGGGAGGAAAACAAUGAGGAUGAUUGCCAGAACAUUUUGUGUCUGUUUUGUACAGAAACCGUUAACGGAUUUUCCUCCGCAUUACGCCACAUUGAGCACUCACACAAGUUUGACCUCUGCGAUUUUGUACAAAAACAUAUUCACGACACUUACUCGUAUAUCAAGUUAAUCAAUUUUAUUCGUCGCAAGGAGAUUUCACCGGAACAACUGAGCACACUAGACAUAGAGGCUUGGAACAAAGACGAGUAUCUACGUCCCAUUGUGGAAGAUGACCCAUGGUUAAUGUAUGAUGUUGAAGAUCUCAUCAGUAUUAAAGAUAUGAAUGAAGAACGAGAAGUAAGACAGAUUGACGACAGUAUAAUUGUGCCAAUAGCGGAGUACGAAGAAACCAAAAGAACUAUCAGAUCGCUCAAGUCUCAGCUGAGGGAAUGCGAGGAAACAUGUUUCCUAGUGAGACAGCAAAUGGAUGAGAUGAGAGAGAAAGCGCAGAAAUUGAUACUGGGUGACGAUUUGGACGAGAAAGAAAAAAAUGCCUCGGCUAAUUCAUCUAAUGCUGAUGAAGGCUACUUCAAUACGUACAGUCACUUUGCUAUACAUCACGAAAUGUUGAAUGAUAAAAAACGAACGGAAAGCUACCGAGAUGCAUUAUUAACAAAUUCCAACAAGUUCCAUGAUUGUGUAAUGUUAGACGUUGGUUGCGGGACUGGUAUCCUGUCCAUGUUUGCUGCAAAAUCUGGAUGUCGUAAAGUUAUCAGUGUCGAUCAGUCUGACGUGAUAUAUCACGCUAUGGAUAUAGUAAGAGAGAACAACCUCAGCGACAUAAUCACUUUAAAAAGAGGUCGUCUGGAAGACAUUAGUAUAGGGGUAGAGAAAGUGGAUGCAAUAAUAUCUGAGUGGAUGGGAUAUUUUCUCUUGUUCGAAGGAAUGCUGGACACAGUGAUUUACGCUAGGGACCAUUACCUGACGCCUGGUGGAACAAUUCUCCCAAACAGAUGCACAAUCAGUAUUGUGGGAAGUGGUGACACAAAGAGGUACAUCGACUUGGUUGAUUAUUGGUCAAAUGUAUACGGUUUUAAAAUGAGCUGUAUGAAAGCGGAGGCGUUGCGUGAGCCCAGCAUAGAGAUCUGCAAUGUCGACGAUUUGAUAACAAGCACCGCCGAGAUUCAAGCCUUUGACUUAUAUAAAGUCACUACAGACUGCAUUAAUUUUUCGUCUCCCUUCACGUUGAAUGUGAAGAAAACAGGAUCGUUAACCGCGAUAAUCGGUUAUUUCGACAUUUUUUUCGAUCUCGAGAAUCCAGUUCACUUCAGCACAGGUCCCUAUUCUACGCCGACACAUUGGAAACAGACAGUAUUUUCUUUAAGUGAACCUAUUAGUAUAACUGAAGGUGAAGUUAUAAACGGCACAUUGGUCUGCCGAAGGCACUGUAAGGACAUUCGAGGUUUAAUGGUUGUUAUUCAUAUCAAAAAUUUCUCUCAGACGUAUUUUCUGGAUUAAAACGCUAAAUAUGCUUCUUCCAAGAUAUGCGUUAAUAGUCGCAUGUGCCAAAUUUUUGGAAUAGGGUCCAGCUGUGGCGUUAUGAAGUUUUGAUUUUCGUUGAACGUUUUUUUUUUUUUACGAAUAAUACGUAAUCGCUUAUAAGCUUUAUCUCUCUUACUAUCUCCAAUUUGAAAUUUAUAAUACAUAGAGUCUACAUAGUGUCCGUUUACUUGAACGGAAAAUCUAAUGUAUUUCGAAAUACGCUCUAGUUUUUAAUUUUUAUGUUGGAACCGUUCAUAAAAUCACUAUAUUAAUACAUACAGUUAUGUAUAAUAUUAAUAUAUUCUAUUAAUAUAUAAUAUAUGUAUAUUAAUAUAAUAUACAUAUAUUUGCAUAAUACUUUAAUUCUCUUUCGCAAGCGAAACAUAGGAUACGGCGCUUUGUCUUAAAUAUUUGUGAUAAAUAUGGAAUAAUCAUUGAUCUAGUAGCUAUUUACAUUUGUGCCUUUUUAACGGUAGCGAUUCGUACGUUAUACACACAUAUAUAUAUAUAUCUCUUUAAACUUAUAAAAGUUAUAAACUUAUAAAAUCAAUUUUAAGAAUUUUUGCAUGAACAAAUAGAAUUUUAAUCUUAUAGUCGAUUACAUCACGCUGGCUGCGCGAGCGUAUAACGGCAGAAACAGGAGAGUAGAGAAUUUAAGAAAAAAAGUAUAAAGAGAGAAAUCUGCGCACAGAGAGCUUAGUACACAGACAACGACGCGUAGGAUUCGCCCAGGGGUUAAAUUUUUUAUAGAAUCGUUCGAAGGAAUACCUUGGCGAUCCACUUGGCGAAAACUUCCGUGAAGAAAGAGAUUCUUGUUGCUUCCGCUAGAAUUUUUCUCUAAAAUAGAGUUCAUUAAAUAUUUCCCGUCGACGGAGAGCGACGGCGUUGAUAGAUACAAUACACUUCGAUCGUCCGAUAUUAAUAUUACGCGAAUUCUCCUGCCAUUCUCUUCGUGCGUAUGACGCGUUACUUACGUACAAGAAUUACUUAGAGAGAUCGUUCUUGCUACCGAAUUUGAAAUUGCAACCAAACGACUAAUACAAUUCUGUGAUACGACAAAAAAGUUAUAGCUUAUAGUGUUCACGAGAGCGACGCACCGUUGAUAUACCCCUGCAGUUAUUAUCUGCACACAAGGAUAAAGUAUAUAUGCUGCUCUUAUUGCAUAAGUACAUACCGUACAAUCUGCUGAAAUAGCGAAUUUUGAUCCAAUUUGAUCCCGUAUAUAAUUAUCGAAUAAUUAUAACUUCGACGAUCUUUUGAAAUGUAUGCAAAUUGAAAUAAAUCUUUAGAAUCUUA
Wasmannia auropunctata (little fire ant) is the source of this 3031-nucleotide messenger RNA. RefSeq names its product protein arginine N-methyltransferase 3 (gene Art3). The coding region runs from base 185 to 1711 and encodes 508 amino acids. The transcript has 8 exons. Gene Ontology annotation, cellular component: nucleus. Gene Ontology annotation, biological process: peptidyl-arginine methylation. Lineage: Eukaryota; Metazoa; Arthropoda; Insecta; Hymenoptera; Formicidae. Gene Ontology annotation, molecular function: protein-arginine N-methyltransferase activity. The record is from RefSeq and is a predicted model, not a curated record.